Molecule: messenger RNA, 1128 nt
Organism: Knipowitschia caucasica
Lineage: Eukaryota; Metazoa; Chordata; Actinopteri; Gobiiformes; Gobiidae
Source: the annotation of a GenBank genome assembly
AUGCCACCAAGCCAAGCUUCAGCCACAGCCUCCCACACGCUUUUAACCCAUAUAUUUGUCGGGCCUGGGUUCGCUGUGCUUCUCGCCAUGCCUUUCUCUUUUGGCAAAUCCCAAAAAAGCCCUGCUGAAACAGUGAGGACUUUAAAAGAGAAUGUUGCCUACUUAGAAAAACUGGACGCAGGAGACACUAAAAAGUCUGAAAAGGUUGUAGAGGAUAUUUCAAAGAACCUUACUUCACUAAAAGAUAUGCUUUGUGGAACUGGCGACAAGGAGCCCCAAACAGAAGCUGUAGUACAACUUUCUCAGGAGUUUUACAACACCAAUCUGUUUGAAUCUCUCAUUGAAAACCUCCAUAGGAUCGAUUUUGAGGGCAAGAAGGAUGUGGUUCAUUUGUUCUGUAACAUAGUUAGACGACAGAUUGGCACUCUCACACCCACGGUAGAAUACAUCUCUUCACACACGCAGAUCCUCUUCAUGCUUUUAAAUGGGUACGAGAGCCCUGAGGUGGCCCUGAACUGCGGGAUGAUGCUGAGAGAGUGUCUGCGUCAUGAGCCAUUGGCCGAGACCGUUCUUUUGUCUCCGGAGUUUUACAACUUCUUCAGAUACGUUGAACUCUCCACUUUCGACAUUGCAUCGGACGCUUUUGCCUCUUUUAAGGAUCUCCUCACAAGACACAAAAUCCUGUGUGCAGAUUUUCUGGAUAAAUACUAUGACAAGGUGUUUAUGCACUAUGAAAAACUCCUUCUUUCCGAAAACUACGUGACCAAACGGCAGUCUUUAAAGCUUCUGGGAGAACUCCUCUUGGACCGACACAACUUCACGGUGAUGGAAAGAUACAUCAGUAAACCAGAAAACCUGAAGCUCAUGAUGAACCUGCUGCGAGACAAGAGCAGAAACAUCCAGUUCGAAGCAUUCCAUGUUUUUAAGGUUUUUGUGGCGAACCCAAACAAGACCCAACCAGUGCUGGACAUCCUUCUGAAGAACCAGGCCAAACUGGUGGAGUUCCUGAGCAACUUCCAGAUCGACCGCUCCGAGGACGAGCAGUUCUGCGACGAGAAGAACUACCUGAUAAAACAGAUCCAGUACCUGAAGAAGCCACCGGCCCCUGAGGAGGCCCACGCCUCCUAG